CCAGCUUCCGCAUUUGCUGUACUCUGUCUGCAGUCAGUGUCAUCGCGCCAGCGACGUCAUUGCGUCCCGUGUGUCACCAGCAUCAGAACCAUGGCGGAUCCUCGUGUGCGGCAGAUGAAGAUCAAAACUGGAGUAGUGAAACGGUUGGCCAAAGAAAAAUCUAUGUAUGAAAAGGAAUCCAAGCAACAGGAAGAGAAAGUAGAACGGAUGAAAAGUGAAGGAGGCGAUGAAUAUGUAAUUAAAAAACAGAUGGAAGUAUUACAAGAAUCUCGCAUGAUGAUACCAGACUGUCAGCGCAGACUAGAAGCGGCCUAUACAGAUCUUACACAACUCUUAGAAAAUGAAAAAGAUUUGGAAGAAGCUGAAGAAUACAAAGAUGCACGUUCAAUGUUGGAAUCUGUGAAAUUAGAAGCAUGAUCACUUUCAGGCCUUUUGAUUUUAUGACACCAUUCUACAGCAGCAUAGAAUUUUUGUACCACAAAUCCUUUAUUUUUUUCUGUUUAAUGCAGAUAAGAAGUUGGUACAAUAUAAUUUAUGUACCUUUAUUCAACUUUCUAUUUCUUCUUUAUAUAUUGAAGAUAUACAUUAUGUUUUUUUCUGUCUGGCUAAUCAUGGAAAUGAAUAAAACAGUCCUAUUACCAA
Molecule: messenger RNA, 642 nt
Organism: Bombina bombina (fire-bellied toad)
Lineage: Eukaryota; Metazoa; Chordata; Amphibia; Anura; Bombinatoridae
Gene: TBCA
Product: tubulin folding cofactor A
Exons: 4
Coding region: 91-417 (108 amino acids)
Biological process (GO): tubulin complex assembly; post-chaperonin tubulin folding pathway
Cellular component (GO): microtubule cytoskeleton; cytosol
Molecular function (GO): beta-tubulin binding
Source: RefSeq, a predicted model, not a curated record